GACGUCACAUCCGUUGUUGAGAAACACGACAAACAAACCUUCACAGAAUCUCGUCCAUGGAGGAAGCUAAUUCACAAAUACUAGACCAUGCCAACUCCGAGUUUAAAAAGAAGAAUUUUAAACAGGCAGAGGAGCUAUACACAGAGUUUAUCUCUUCCUGCUUACAGUCCAGGAAAUGCACAGCUGGUGAUUUGGCCACUGCUUAUAACAACCGUGGACAGAUAAAGUACCUCCGGGUGGAUUUUCAUGAAGCGGUAGAGGAUUGCACCUCCGCGAUACAGGCUGACAGUCAGUUUGAAAUACCUUUCUACAACAGAGGACUCAUCCACUAUAGACUAGGUUUUUUCGACAAUGCCAAGAGUGACUUCCAGCAAGCAUUAAAGAUCAAUCCAGAGUUUGAAGAUGCCAAAGUGAGCCUGCAACAGACACUUCUGGACCAACAGGAGAAGAUAAACAGGGGAUACUGACAACAUCAUAAACCACAGAGUACAUAUUUGAUGUAUCCUGCAGUCUGGUGGUUAAACUAAAGAUAGACUGAUGCACAUACUUUAUUUUUUUUCAAUUAAGAUGUUGCUAUUCAAUCUGAAGAUCGACAGUUUUAUUUGCUGUCACACAAGCAGUAUAAAGCGACCUGCACGAACAAAUGUGCAGCUGAAAAAAAGAAGAUAACCAGAAAAUGUCAAAUAAUUUGCUGUUUGAACACAUGAAAGGAAGCAGACAUCCCACCAGAUCAGGCGCAACACUAUUAUGGAUUUUUGUCAAGCAGAGCAUUGAUAAUUCUUUCUUCUGCACUGACUCGAGACUCUUUCAGCUGGAAAAAAAUGUAAUGGCCUCAUAAAGGAACGUAUAUCAUUGUAUAAGUCUGUGAGUGGAUGGUGCAGACUGAUCGACCCAGGCGCACCAGGUAAAACAAUGAACCCGGGUUUUACUGUCAGUAAUAAAUAUUAGUACACCAUCCUGAAGACACUGGGAGAGGGUUUGUGACUGUAAACAAACAGUAAUCAAGGAUUAGCAUGCUGUAAUAAUGAGGAGUCUCAGCUGCAAAAGAAAACAUGUUUUGUGUUUUAAAUUGAGCCCCAAGUCUUUCCACAAGUUGAAAAAUAGUUUUAAGGAAAGGUAGUAAUCCAUUAUACUUCCUAGAUUCUUUUGACAAUGUGUAUUUCUUGAUAUAAUAGUUUAAAAAAGACAUUUCUGAUGUCAAACACACAUGUAAAUAUGUUUAAAAUCACAGAACAUUAAAUAAUUUUUACUACA
This is a messenger RNA of Lates calcarifer (barramundi perch), 1254 nucleotides long. RefSeq names its product tetratricopeptide repeat domain 32 (gene ttc32). The coding region runs from base 57 to 467 and encodes 136 amino acids. The transcript has 3 exons. The record is from RefSeq and is a predicted model, not a curated record. Lineage: Eukaryota; Metazoa; Chordata; Actinopteri; Centropomidae. Gene Ontology annotation, molecular function: protein binding.